Messenger RNA from Exophiala bonariae, 2316 nucleotides. RefSeq lists its product as uncharacterized. The coding region runs from base 1 to 2316 and encodes 771 amino acids. Lineage: Eukaryota; Fungi; Ascomycota; Eurotiomycetes; Chaetothyriales; Herpotrichiellaceae. The record is from RefSeq and is a predicted model, not a curated record. The transcript has 2 exons. Gene Ontology annotation, molecular function: carboxypeptidase activity.
AUGGAUGAGCGUACGCCCCUCAUAACAACUGUGACUGUAAGCCAGCGUCGAGGCGGCUACUCACAUCGGACCAUCCGACGUUUCUGCGCCAUUGCCUUUGGGAGCAUUUUUGUUGCGAUCCUCCUGCUCAUCAUUCUGCCCUUCUCUAUCCUGUUUCCCCAUUCCCGACACUCCCAUAGACAUCACGGCCACCAAGGCCUGUCCUCCUACCUUCCCUGGUCGGCUCCAUAUCCCAAGUCGUGGCCCGAAAGCACUGGCCUCACUUUCUCCGAGCUUCAGAAUAUCCUUUUUACAACCCCGGAUGAAGAUAAGAUACGUUCAUGGAGUCAGUAUUAUACUGCUGGCCCUCACUUAGCCGGCAAAAAUCUGAGCCAGGCAUUAUGGACACGGGAACGUUGGGAAGAGUUUGGAGUCAAGUCAGAACUGGUGGCAUAUGAUGUCUACAUCAACUACCCAGUGUCACAUCGACUGGCGUUGUUGAAAGGAGAUAAGGUCAAACACGAGGCUAGCUUGGAAGAGGACAUUCUCGAAGAGGACCCCACAACGUCUUUGGAGGACCGCAUUCCAACUUUCCACGGCUACUCAGCUAGUGGCAAUGUCACUGCACCAUAUGUCUUUGUCAACUUUGGCACGUUCCAGGACUUCGAAGACUUGGUUGCCGCAAACAUAAGCCUAAAAGGAAAGAUCGCCUUGGCCAAAUAUGGUGGGGUUUUCCGAGGGCUUAAAGUCAAGCGUGCCCAAGAACUGGGUAUGGUAGGAGUGGUCAUCUAUUCAGAUCCACAAGAAGAUGGCGAGAUCACGGAGAAGAAUGGUUACAAGACAUAUCCCGCCGGGCCUGCGAGAAACCCAAGUAGUGUGCAAAGAGGCAGCGUGUCCGCAGGUGUUCUUCCUGGGGAUCCUACAACACCUGGCUAUCCAUCAAAGCCUGGUGCGCCACGCACCGAUCCUCAUUUCUCAACACCUAAGAUCCCGUCACUCCCAAUCUCAUACUCUGAUGCUCUUCCAAUACUCAAGGCACUGAACGGUCAUGGGCCCAACGCCAGUUCUUUUGGAAAAUACUGGCAAGGCGGUGGACUUGACUACAAGGGAGUGCAAUAUAGUAUUGGUCCAUCUCCAGAUUCAUUAACCCUCAAUCUUGUCAAUGAACAGGAAUAUGUGACAACACCUCUUUGGAAUGUGAUUGGAGUAAUUAAUGGUACCAUUCCUGACGAAGUCAUCGUUCUCGGAAACCACCGUGAUGCAUGGAUUGCAGGUGGUGCGGGUGAUCCCAACUCUGGCUCUGCGGCGUUGAACGAGGUGAUACGAUCCUUUGGGGAAGCACUGAAAGCAGGUUGGAAACCCUUGCGCACGAUUGUCUUUGCCAGCUGGGAUGGUGAGGAAUAUGGCCUAGUCGGCUCUACUGAAUGGGUCGAAGAGUUCAUCCCUUGGCUAUCGGGCAGCGCGGUCGCGUAUCUCAAUGUCGACGUCGGAGCCCGAGGCAGGGUCUUCUCUGCUGCCGCCUCGCCACUACUCAACAAGCUCAUCUACAACAUCACCGGGGAAGUGCCUUCGCCGAAUCAAACCACGAAAGGACAGUCUGUAGGUGACGUCUGGGAUGGUCGAAUUCGCACCAUGGGGUCUGGAAGUGAUUUUACAGCUUUCCAGGACUUCGCUGGCAUUCCAUCCCUCGAUCUGGGCUUUGGAUCCGGCCCACGCGACCCCGUGUAUCAUUAUCACUCGAACUAUGAUAGCUUUGCGUGGAUGGAUGGAGAUUUUGGGGACAAGGGAUGGCACUAUCACGUCGCAAUCACCAAAGUUUGGUCUCUCCUGGCUGCUAGACUGUCAGAAACACCUGUUCUCGCUCUCAGCGCGAAAGACUACGCUCAGGGACUCAGAGGGUAUCUUGAGAGCGUAAAGGACAAAGCAGUAGAGUCCUCUAUCAAUUCCAAGUUCAGCUUUGAGGUGCUCGAUAAUGCAACGGCGAGGCUCCAGAAAGCAGCUGCUGGGUUCGACACUUACACUGCAGAACUUAGUGAACGGAUCGGAGAAAAUGUCCCGUGGUGGAAAUGGUGGAAGAAAGUCAAGCUAUAUUAUGAGGUACGAGCCGCGAACCAAAAGUACAAGUUCUUGGAACGGCAAUUCCUCUUCUCAGAUGGACUGGACAAUCGCUCAUGGUUUAAACACGUCGUCUUUGCCCCUGGUAGGUGGACUGGGUAUGCUGGAGCAACAUACCCUGGCUUGGUGGAGAGCUUUGAGGACAAGAACCUCACCAACGCUCAUAGAUGGGCUGACAUCAUUGGAGACAGUCUGAAAGCUGCCACAAAGCACUUGGAAUGA